Molecule: messenger RNA, 1161 nt
Organism: Struthio camelus australis
Lineage: Eukaryota; Metazoa; Chordata; Aves; Struthioniformes; Struthionidae
Source: RefSeq, a predicted model, not a curated record
GGGGAAAUUAAAGAGUUCUGAGCAGCCAGAGUGAGGAAGCUCUGCCACCCCAUUUCUACGGGGAGAGGAAUUGUCCCCCAAGGAAAUGAACAGAAGAAAAUUGUGGAAGACAAUUCACACCAGCAUCAGAAGCAUGAAGCAGCAUUCAGGAGGGUUGAAGGCAGCUAGCUAUGGACCAAAUCCAAUUUGCAAAGGCUGUUUAUCUUGUUCAAAGGAUAAUGGGUGCAUCAGAUGCCAACAUAAGUUAUUCUUCUUCCUACGAAGAGAAGGAAUGAGGCAAUAUGGUGAAUGCUUACAUUCCUGCCCAUCAGGGUACUAUGGACUCCGAACGCCAGAUAUGAACAGAUGUUCAAGUUUAGGAUGCAGAAUAGAAAACUGCGAUUCCUGCUUUAGCAGAGACUUUUGUACCAAAUGCAAAACUGGCUUCUACUCGCACAGAGGCCGCUGCUUCAGAGGGUGCCCCCCUGGAUUUGCAGCCUUGGAAGAGAUUAUGGAGUGUGUGGAAGGCUGCGAGGUGGGUCAGUGGAGUGAGUGGGGAACUUGCAGCAGAAAUAACAAAACGUGUGGAUUUAAAUGGGGCCUGGAAACAAGAACAAGACAAAUUGUGAAAAAGCCAGCGAAAGACACAAUACAGUGUCCAACCAUUGCAGAGUCCAGACGGUGUAAAAUGGCCAUGAGGCAUUGUCCAGGAGGAAGAAGGACGACAAAAACAAAGGACAAGAAAAAGAAGAAAAAGAAUUUGAUGGAAAGGGCUCAGAAGCAGCACAGCAUCUUUCUAGCUACAGAUAAAACAAGCCAGUAGAGACUUGAUUUUUUUAAUAUAUAUUUUGCAAAGUGCACAAAAGCUGCUAUAUGCUCCUGCCCAUGGAUGCACUACGAUUCAGCUGCUUUGACAGUAUUGGUGGCAAAUAACUUGUGAAAAAAGCCCACAAGCUUGUUUGUUUUAUUUAUAUGUUUUUUAUUUUAUUUUUCUCUCUUAUUUUUGACCUGGAGACUUCAAGGUCAGGAGUGCACUGCGUUGAAUCAGUGGAGGCGGUGCUGAAGUGUGUCAAAGGUUUAGUUUGAGUGCCUGGCCAACAUGUUGACAUGGAAUGGAAGCAGGAAAGAAAUCUACACGUCACCAUCAGGCACACUUGUGCGUAUUUAAAUAACGAAGAGGAA